CUCACACAGCGCAAGCCAGACUCUUGACCCACAAAAUCCCAAGAUCAUAAAAUGGUAGUUUUUUAAGCUGCUUGUUUUGGGUGGCUUGUCACCAGCAAGAGGCAAGGGGAACAUCAGGAACCUCUGUUUUUUUGUGACAAGACAACUAUUUUUUUACUCUCUAAAUUAUGUGGAUGUCUAAUUUGGACAAAAGUAACUAAAAAACUUUUUUUUCAAUUCAAUAUGAAGGUAAAGCCGAGUAAAAUCUUAAGCCUUAAAAGAAAACACUAAAACAGCAUCUGGCCUGGCAGGCCCACCCUGGCACCUGGGCCCAUGCAGCACACAUCCCUCUCCCUGUCCCCACGCCCGUACCACACGCAGCCUCACCAAGAGCAAGGAGGCAGCCACAGACUCAACAGCAGCCAGCUGAAGGGGAGGGGGGUGCCCUGGAUCACAAAUUAAGUGCUUACUUAUUUGAAAAGAAAAGGGCCAAGCGAGGGCACGCAGGCCAUUCCCAGCGGCAGCACACGGCCACGCGGCGGGGCAGCCACGCUCAGGGCUGGCUCAGGGCUGGUUCCGGGCGUGUGCCAGCAGGUCCCCGAGGCAGCUGAGGCGGCCCCCCUCCCGCUCUCCAGGAGAACCCGGGCAGGUCUCCCAGGCCCCGGGGUGGAGGGUGACAAAGGCUCCAUCAGACCCUCACAGGGAGGUACACCGGGUCUGUCAGCAUCUGUUAGAGGAGAUGCAUUUCAGGCUAAAUAUCAGCAUCCGCUCCUGCUUCCCACACACGCUGUGGCUCCCCUGGGAGGCCUCUAUCCUAACCUCGAACACGUGCAACCCCCGCGUCCGCAGAAAGCCGGGCGGCACUCACAUGGCACUCACGAAACCUGGGCAGGAAGCUGCCGUGAGGCACAGAGGUGGCGCUGGCCGGCCGGCUUGGUGGGGGCAAACACAUGAAUCGUAGCUGCGGGCGGGAGGAAUAUCAGGUGCAUCUCUACGCCCCGAGGGCUCAACUCCUACAUUAAAUCCCUCCCACUGGAACAGCCGGCUCCAGUUUCAGCGAGAGCAAGCGUGAGAACAGGUCCUGCUCUGGCCCGGCAGCCACAGCCACGGCUUCCACCUCCCCGCCUCUGCUCCCAGCCCCCAAAUCAGCAAGACGUCCCUGGCCACACCCGCAGCCCGUGGAGCUGGCUUCAAGUAAAAGAAAAGCAAAGGAGAAGCGGUAACUUGCUUCCUUAAAAACCACCAAAGCUGAACUGCGCAGGAGCCAGCAGGGCUCAGACGCCAAAUCACAGAGGGAAAAUGAGCCUUCUCAAAGAGCGAAAACCAAAAAAGCCGCAUUACAUUCCCAGGCCCCCGGGAAAGCCCUUCAAGUACAAGUGUUUCCAGUGCCCCUUUACUUGCAAUGAAAAGUCACAUCUUUUUAAUCACAUGAAAUACGGUCUCUGUAAAAACUCCAUCACUUUAGUGUCUGAGCAAGAUCGCGUUCCCAAGUGCUCCAAACCGAACUCUUCGGACCCUAAGCAAACCAAUCAGUCCGACCCCGUAGCAAAGCCCACCUCCUCCAAGCCAGUCCCAAGUGGGCUCUCACACCUGGACACCAAACUCCAACACGGCCUCGCCAAGGACGACAUUAAGGAAAACGUGGACCUGCACGUACACGGGCCCCACAGGUGCCCUGGACAGAAGCCAGCUCUCCACAAGGAAACAGCACCCCCGAGUCCAGCUCCAGAAGCCGCCAUGGGCACCCAGCCUGUUCUGGAAGGCGCUGCCCGGCCUUCAGCAUUCGUUCCAGUCGGGGAGCACAGACUCAAAGGGCAGGAACUCACCGAGGCUCCUGAAGCACUGGCCCUGACCCACCCCUCCACCAAAGCUGCCUCCUUCCAUACCAAGUCUGCCUUCCACGCCCCUGGCUACCCGUGGAAAGCUGGCUCACCUUUCCUCACGCCUGAGUUUCCACAGAAAAUCCCAUCCACAAAAGGGUUUGGUCCCACUUCCCCGUACAUGCACCCCACCAUCGCGGAGUACCCACCUCACUUUUACACAGAGCAUGGACUGGCCACCAUCUACUCACCCUACCUACUCGCGGGGAACUCACCCGAGUGUGACAGCCCCCUGCUGUCCAUCUACGGGGCCCAAGACCAAAGACAUUUCCUGCCUCACCCAGGGCCGAUCUCUAAGCACCUGAACCCGGCUCCAUCCACAUACGACCAUUACAGAUUCUUCCAGCAGUAUCACUCCAAUCUGCCGAUUCCUUAUGGAUUUUAUAGACCAGAGUCUGCGUUCUCCUCCUACGGCCUCAGACUCCCACCUGUUGCUGGCAUUUCACGAGAUCAAAGCUCACACCUACUGGAAGAAGCUGCCCUGGUCUACCCGGCUACGAGUCCAUCCAAGUUAAACUCUUCUAUCUCCCACAAAAAACACACAGAGUUUGAGAAAGAGAGUCUGACUCCCGAGGCUAAAGACCCUUCCAAAGAUGGGCAGAGGGACACGGAAGGGACCAAGAUGAGCCCACGCGCGGGCAGCGCGGCCACAGGCUCCCCGGGAAGGCCGAGCCCCACCAACUUCACACAGACAAGCCAGCCCUACGCUGGCCUAUGCAACCUCUCAGACACACUGGCCGCCGGCGCCCCAGCAAGGCUCAAUGCACCAGAGCAGAGCCUCACAGCCUUCAAGCCCAUCAAGAAGAACACGGAGCGCCCACAUUCCCAGGCCGCAGAAAACAGAGCUGCGUCUCCAAACAGCCUUGAAGCCGCAAGCACAGACGUUCCGGCUCAGAUGGGGAGCCUGGAGGCUGCGCCCUGCAGCCCAGAGGACGGCUCCAGGGCAGCCCCGCUGAACCUCUCCACGAAGCCAGAGGCUGAGCUGGCCGUCGCACACACCCCUGCCUACGGAGAACUUGUGGAGCCGCAGGACGCGCCCCUCAACCUCUCCGUGAAGGACCCCUGCAACGCCCUGGCCUUGAGGCCCUCCGUCCGCAGCCCCCCAAGCGGAGCCGAGCCCGCGGCUGCCCCCACCUCCACUCCUGCUCCGCCGACAGGGGCGGCCAGCUCCAGGGGCGGGCCUGACCCCAGCCCCGCCGGGAGGGCCCGGGGCCCUCGCGCAGCUGACUGCGAGGAGCAGAAGCGGACUGCGGCCGUGGCCCUCUGCCAGUUGGCGGCCUACAGCCCAGGAGACGGCGAGCCUGCCGCCCAGGAGCCUGCCUGCCGGCCAGACGCACCCACCCCUGGAGCCCCAGGGAGCCCGGAGGCCCGGUGUGGCCUCAGACCCAAAGGGCAAAAGAGGACAAGCCCCAGGGACGCGGGGAAGACCCAGCAGGGAACCAAGAAGGCGAAGCCCAGCGACACAGCCCGAGUGUUCACGCUCCGGAGAAGAACACGGGUGUCUUAGAGCUGCUCCCGGGUGGCCACAGGCGGCAGCCACGAGCACAUCGUGCGGUGCCGGCGAGACAGCCGCAAACCCUCAUCUGGUGGGUUUUUCACCUGAUAUAUUUUUACAACGCAGUUUUCUUCUAAAAAAAAAUUUUUUUAAUAAAACUGCAACUCAAUUCAGUUUUGUAAAUACUAAGCAUGAACAAUGAAAGGUGCCUCUUCUUCUGGUUGUAAAAUAUUUGAAUGACUCACACUGUAGGAGCUGAUGUAAAAUGUCAAAAGAAACUCAUAGGACUAAAAGGUAACUUUUAGGUGUUAGCAUCUUAGAGGAAAUCUCUUUAAAACACUUUUCUUAUAAAUAUCUCAGCACCAGAACAAAUGGUUUUAACUGUUUUUCUAUUAAAUCUACUGUGUGUUAUGAAGUAAAUAACAAUUACUGGAAAAAAAAAUACCAGGAAAAGACAUUUCCAGAACUAGCAUUAAAGUGCUGUGUGUAAAAAAAAAGCACUGUGAUUUGCUAUGACUGAAUAAUACACAGACAGCAAGAGGCUAUUUAUACAAGUAAUUUAUUUCCAUUGAAGAGAAUGCAUUGCUGAGGAAGCUAUUCUCAACGUGCUCUGUCUUCACCACAUUACAGUGUAUCUUCUGACUCACUUAGACUCAUUUUCCACUUCCUGAAAUGAUGUAUAUGUUGCUGAUUUUCCAAUAAACUUACAGGUGAACUUUAAGGAUACAUAAAAAGACAAGCAUAAACUCUGUGUUAUGGAAUACUUUGCGACGAUAAAUA
Molecule: messenger RNA, 4134 nt
Organism: Hippopotamus amphibius kiboko
Lineage: Eukaryota; Metazoa; Chordata; Mammalia; Artiodactyla; Hippopotamidae
Gene: ZNF750
Product: zinc finger protein 750
Exons: 3
Coding region: 1279-3366 (695 amino acids)
Biological process (GO): positive regulation of transcription by RNA polymerase II; epidermis development
Cellular component (GO): nucleus
Molecular function (GO): DNA-binding transcription activator activity, RNA polymerase II-specific; promoter-specific chromatin binding; RNA polymerase II cis-regulatory region sequence-specific DNA binding
Source: RefSeq, a predicted model, not a curated record